UAGGCAUUGAUUUUGCUAGACAAGAAUGGCGGCGAGGUUUCUGGGCACACCUCAUUCCGCCGUGCUCAGCGCCGGUGGCUCUAAUUCGUCAAGACGAAGAAGUAUGCUCUUUAUGCAUCAGGCGAGUUGCAGACCUCGCUUCUGCGAUUCAGGAAUUUUCGGGAAUACUACCUUCUCAGUUCAUACUUCUGCUUCUACGCUAGGAUCAGCGCGGCGAAGCAGAGUAGAUGAGAGCGAGAAUUACAAGCUCGAGGGGAUAAGGCACUCGUUGAUUAGGCAAGAAGAUAGCAUCAUCUUUAGUCUAGUGGAGAGAGCUCACUUUUGUUACAAUGCUGAUACGUACAAUCCCGCUGCUUUCCCCAUGGACGGUUUCCAAGGCUCUCUGGUUGAGUACAUGGUCAAAGAAACUGAAAACCUUCACGCAAAGCUGGGAAGAUACAAGAGCCCCGACGAGCAUGCUUUCUUCCCUGAUAAUUUACCCGAGCCACUGUUGCCCCCACUAGAGUUUCCAAAGGUUCUUCAUCCAGCUGCAGAUUCGAUCAAUGUUAACACCCAAGUAUGGAAAAUGUACUUCCAGAACAUCCUCCCAAGUUUAGUUAGAGAUGGAAACGAUGGUAAUAAUGCAUCAUCAGCGAUUUCUGAUACAGUUUGCUUGCAGGUCUUAUCCAAGAGAAUCCAUUACGGCAAAUUUGUUGCCGAAGCGAAAUUCCAAAGUGCCUCCGAGAUCUAUAAACAAGCAAUCAAAGCACAGGAUGCAAGUAAAUUGCUGGAUCUGCUGACAUAUCCGGCAGUGGAGGCUGUAGUCGCGAGGAGGGUGGAGAUGAAAACCCGAAAGUUUGGGGAGGAGGUGAGCGCAGAUGAAUACGAAGGUAACAAUGCGGAGCCGGUAUACAAAAUUAACCCGCAGUUUGUUGCUCAGAUAUAUUUGGACUGGAUAAUGCCGCUAACGAAGCAGGUUCAGGUCGAGUACUUGUUACGAAGACUCGAUUAAAUGAAAAAGGAAAUUAAUCAA
Molecule: messenger RNA, 1012 nt
Organism: Andrographis paniculata
Lineage: Eukaryota; Viridiplantae; Streptophyta; Magnoliopsida; Lamiales; Acanthaceae
Product: chorismate mutase 1, chloroplastic-like
Exons: 6
Coding region: 26-991 (321 amino acids)
Biological process (GO): chorismate metabolic process; aromatic amino acid biosynthetic process
Cellular component (GO): cytoplasm
Molecular function (GO): chorismate mutase activity
Source: RefSeq, a predicted model, not a curated record